Cercopithifilaria johnstoni is the source of this 483-nucleotide messenger RNA. The record is from the annotation of a GenBank genome assembly. NCBI's taxonomy places the organism in Eukaryota, Metazoa, Nematoda, Chromadorea, Rhabditida, Onchocercidae.
AUGAGUGCUGAUUGUGGAAAGAAAAGCGUCCUCUUUGUGUGCUUAGGCAACAUUUGUCGGUCACCGAUGGCCGAAGGAAUUUUUUUGGAUCUCAUCAAAAAGAAAGGUCUUACGGAUAAAUGGAUUGUGGAUAGUGCUGCAGUUGCCAGUUUUCAUGUUGGUAAAUCUCCGGAUAAAAGAACGAUGACAACGUUGGCUAAUCAUAGGAUAACGGAUUACAAGCAUACAGUUCGCCAGGUGACUGACACCGAUUUCCGUGAUUUCGACUAUAUAUUUGGUAUGGACGAUAAAAACAUCGAAGAUCUGAACAAUUUACGAAGAAAUGUAAAAGGCAAAGCAACUAUUGAAUAUUUAGGCAGAUAUGAUCCGGAGGGUGUUUUGGUCAUACCUGACCCUUUUUACAGUCGUGAAAUACAAAUGUUUGAAAAGGUUUACGAACAGUGUUUGAGGUGUUGUCAAGUAUUUUUGGAAAAAAACUCAUGA